Chroicocephalus ridibundus (black-headed gull) is the source of this 5887-nucleotide messenger RNA. It is a transcript of the gene ALG9, whose product is annotated as ALG9 alpha-1,2-mannosyltransferase. Gene Ontology annotation, biological process: protein N-linked glycosylation. Gene Ontology annotation, cellular component: endoplasmic reticulum membrane. Gene Ontology annotation, molecular function: alpha-1,2-mannosyltransferase activity. Bases 1735 to 3834 code for a protein of 699 amino acids. The record is from RefSeq and is a predicted model, not a curated record. NCBI's taxonomy places the organism in Eukaryota, Metazoa, Chordata, Aves, Charadriiformes, Laridae. The transcript is spliced from 17 exons.
GCAGGUCGGAGCCUCGGGCUCCGUGGAGCCUUGUUGGGAGUGCCGAGCCACGGGGGACCGCCCUGUAAGUAGGGCUGUGCCUGUCCCCUGGGCUUGGCGGGACCCCCUGUAAUCAGGCGGGUGCCCCUGGCCGCGGCCUUUCAGAGGCAUGGGGCCGGGAUGUGUGUGGGCCUUUGGCCGUGAAGCUCCGCGGCCUGGCUGUUGAGUGAGUCUCGUUCCUGUUGCUGUGGGGGAAGGCCGAGCUCUCUGGCUCCCUGGGUGUCGACCUGCCUGUAACCAGGGUCCGGGUCUGGGAGCCUUUGUGCUCCACUGGCAGCCUGUGUGGGGUGACCGCCCCGUUAGCGGGUGCAGGUCAGGGUGCCCCUGAAUCAGAGAGGAGCCUCUGAGGGCCUUUGGGACCAGGGCUGCCCUGUAAGUCAGCCCUGGGCGUGCCCUGGGAGUGCCGAGCUGAGGGCGACCACUCUGUAAAUAGGGCUGUGCGUGUCCCCUGCAGUUGGCAGGAUGUGCUGGGAGGGACCCCCUGUAGUCAGGUGGGUGUCCCUGGUCCUGGCCCUUCAAGGGCAAAAAUUUGGAAGUUGUAUCUUCUUAACACAGAAUUGGAAUGGCUUCUAAAAACCCAAGGAACGGCAUUGAGCCAAGUACUUCCCCCAAAGUCAUAAAAACCUUCCCAAAAGUGCCAAGGAUGCUCUUGUUUGACUGCAUCCCUGGUGACAGGGAGCUCCCUUUGCUUAGAGUGCCUCUCUUUGCUUUUCUCUUUCCCUUUCUUCAGCCUGCCGCUCCUCCUCCUAUUCGCUCUUGCCUCGUGGUUCCACACGCACGUUUGAUGCCUGUUCUUUCUUUCUUUCUUGUCUAGGAGUUGUUGCUGGGGGGGACGGUGCAGUCUUUUCACAGGAGCGCAAGCGCCUCCGCCCAGAGAACAGGGGGAAGCCGGCCCUCGGAGAGACCUCCCCACGGCGGUCCCCAGUCCCUGGUUUCUGGCCGUCCUUCCCCCUUUCGCCCCCUACCCCCCUUGGCUUAGACAUCUUGGGCGCCGCGUGGUGCCCAGCAUCCUGGGGGCUUUACAGAGGAGAGGCCCUGGCCCUGUUUCUGGGGGGGCGGCCCAGUUCAACGCCAUUAAGCCCAGUGCCAGGGCUUCCUGGGCAGGACCCGGGCCCUGCUUGCAGGCCCGUGGAAAGGGCCCCUUCCCCCCCAGCUUUUGCCUUCCCCGGGGGUUCCCUUUCUCCCCAGCUGAGAGCAAAGGGAAAGGGGACCAGGGCACGAUAGGGUAGGGCAGGGCAGGGCAGGGCAGCGCAGCAGGUUUAGGGUGGCAAGCGUCACUUGCAGGCCCCAAACACCAGCCACUUCCCAAACAGCUGCUCUGCAUUGAAGCGGCAGCUUCUCCCAAGUGGCAAGGAACCCACCUCAGAACGUUCUUCUGCCCAAGCCCCUAAAACCUCCCGGGAAAAGCCCUUGCUAGUCACCAGCCACUGCUGCCGAGUCUCCUGCCUUCAGGGCAGAAAGUACACUCUUGAUAGUGCUCUGCUGGCAGCCGGUGUGGGGUGACCGCCCCGUUAGUGGGUGCGGGUCAGGGUGUCCCUGAAUCGGAGAGAAGGAGCCUCUGAGGGCCUGUGGGACCAGGGCUGCCCUGUAAGUCGGGGCCAGACCAGUGCCCUGCAGUCCCAGGCACUUUGAAUUCCAGGCAGCGGCUCGAGCCCCCUGUAAGCAGGGGUGCAGGCUCUUUGGCCGCCACUGUGCAUGCCUAGCUCCAUUUGCCCAGGGCGUCCACCUCCGAGCCCAGCUCUGGCACCAGCUGGAACUCCACAGGCGUCAGCGCUGGGACUGGAACACCAAUGUGCAGCUGCUGGUGGAGCCGUCGUUUGUGGAAGGAACCGCCAGGCAAGAGCGAGGGAGAAGAGGAGCGGCAGCAGACUGAAGAAAGGGCACGAGAAAGGCACUCUUGGGCAGGGGAUCUCCCUGUCUUCGGAGCUGCGGUCGCCUAAAGCAUCCCUGGCCCUUUGGGGAUGUUUUCUGUGCCUCUGGAGCAGGUCAUCUGGGAGCAAAGCAGGACAAGUCUGGGCCCCUGAAGGAUCAACAGCUUUCAAGUGUCUCAUCUCAGCCAGGUUCUGUGCAGCUCUCUUAAGCAACAUCUCUGAUUGUGAUGAGACGUUUAACUAUUGGGAACCGACACACUACCUCAUUUAUGGAAAGGGGUUUCAGACAUGGGAAUACUCUCCGGCAUAUGCCAUCCGCUCCUAUGCUUACCUGUGGCUUCAUGCCUUACCAGCCUUGUUCCAUGCUAGAGUUCUACAAACUAACAAGGUUCUUAUCUUCUAUUUCCUCCGAUGCUUCCUGGCCUUCCUGAGCUGCAUUUGUGAACUCUACUUUUACAAGGCUGUGUGCAAGAAGUUUGGGCUACAUGUGAGCCGGCUGAUGUUAGCCUUCUUGGUACUCAGCACUGGGAUGUUUUGCUCAUCUGCAGCUUUCCUCCCAAGCAGUUUCUGCAUGUACACCACGGUGGUUGCCAUGACUGGUUGGUAUAUGGACAAGACCUCUGUAGCAGUGCUGGGGGUGGCUGCUGGAGCCCUUCUGGGCUGGCCCUUCAGCGCAGCUCUUGGGCUUCCUAUUGCCUUUGACUUGUUGAUACUGAAGCAGAGGUGGAAAAGUUUCCUAAACUGGUGCGUGAUGUCAUUGAUCCUGUUUUUGGUGCCCUUGGUAGUUGUGGACAGCUAUUACUAUGGGAAGCUGGUAGUUGCGCCUCUCAACAUUGUUUUAUACAAUGUCUUCACCUCUCACGGACCUGAUCUCUAUGCAAAAGCAGACUGCGAGCUCCAAAGGGCUGCAGGUCCAGCUUUUUACCACAUGAUGUCUCUCUCGAGCUGGGAAUCCUCAGGCCAUUGGCGGAUUUCUCCACGCUGUACAGAACCCUGGUCCUUCUAUUUCAUCAAUGGCUUUCUGAAUUUUAACGUGGUAUUUAUUUUGGCACUGCUUGUGCUGCCACUGACUUGUCUCAUGGAGUGUCUGCUUCAGAAGUUUCAUGUUCAGAAUUUGGGCCGUCCCUACUGGCUGACACUAGCUCCUAUGUACAUUUGGAUAGUGAUUUUCUUCAGUCAGCCGCACAAAGAAGAGAGGUUUCUCUUUCCCAUCUAUCCCCUCAUCUGUCUCUGCGGUGCUGUGGCUCUGUCUGCUCUUCAGAAAUGUUACCACUUCGUAUUCCAGCGCUACCGCCUGGAACACUACACAGUCUCCUCCAACUGGCUGGCUCUGGGGACUGUCUUCCUCUUUGGCCUUUUGUCAUUGUCACGCUCUGUUGCCUUAUUCAGAGGCUACCACGGGCCCCUGGACCUGUACCCAGAAUUUCACAGGAUUGCUACUGACCCAAGUAUUCACACUGUGCCGGAGGGGAGACCAGUUAAUGUCUGUGUAGGAAAAGAGUGGCACAGAUUUCCAAGCAGUUUUCUCCUGCCAGAUAAUUGGCAGCUCCAGUUCAUCCUGUCAGAAUUCAGGGGCCAGUUACCAAAACCGUUUGCCAAGGGACCAAUGGCCACACGGAUCAUUCCCACUGACAUGAAUGACCAAAACAAGGAAGAGCCAUCUCGAUAUAUUGACAUUUCGAAAUGCCACUAUCUGGUGGACUUGGAUACAGCAGCUGAAACACCAAGGGAGCCAAGGUAUUCCUCCAACAAAGAAGAGUGGGUAACCAUUGCCUACAAGCCAUUCCUAGAUGCUUCCAGGUCCUCAAAGCUGCUGCGUGCAUUCUACGUCCCUCUCCUCUCAGAACAGUACACAUGGUAUGCAAACUAUACUAUUCUGAAAUCCCGAAGGUUGAAGCAAACCAGGAAAAAAAUGGGAGGCUAGCAACACACCUGGGCAACAAAACCAAAAGCAUCUGCUGACACUCUUGGACAGCUGCCUAAGCCAUCUUCAGUUCCCUUUUUGAAAGAUUGAGCUUGUAAGAUUCACUAAUAAAGAUUUCCCAUGAAGUGAUUUUGCUCUGCAACCUUCCAGCUGUAAAAAAGGUGCAUCGUCUGCGUUCAGUUCUCAGUGUCAAGUCUCUGCUCUGCCUACACAGAACAUAUUGGUAAGAAACCAUUUGAAAAUCCAGCAGCCACCUACGAAUGUAUUAUCCCUGCUGCUCCGUGUUAUUAUCUAUUAUACCAGAGAAGAGAAAAAUGGAAAAUAAAAAGGAAUGACAGUAUGAGGUUUUACUCCAGGUUGCUAUCUGGGAAAAUCCAGCUCAGCCUCUCUUUUCCUCUCUCCUGCCCCCUUCCACUGUUCUCAUCUGCUCAAGUAUUGCUCACCUUCUCCUAGGGAAUUUUUUCAGGUAACAACAUUUAGGAUUUUUUUUUUUUAAAGAUAAAGGAAGGGGAAAAGAGGAAAACCUUGAGAGACAAUUAACUGAGAUGCUCUGAAUCUCAAGGAAUGAAGUAGCAUGCAUCACAGAGAAACACCUAAAGUUGCUCUGUCCAGGAGACACUUUCAAGGAUUAACCUCUGCUUCUGGGAGAAGAGACCCCAAACUUAGGAGUUGAGCCAGUUAUCUAUUUUAAUGGGAUCAGUGUGUUUUUGUUAUUUGUGAAACCAAGGGUUUGUUUGCUAUUUAUAAUAAUUUUUAAAAGAUACCUACAAUGUCCUUUGAAUUCUAGACUACAGCAUCUUAAAAUUUCUGGAAACAUCCAGAGAGGAGAGGGAUUAAUUUUUUUUUUUUGCUGUUCUGUUUCCCAGAAUAGACAGUAUGUGUUACAUUGGUCCAACAUGCCCCAGAGCAAUGCUGUAUUUAUUACAUCUCCAUUUUUAAAACAUACAGUAUCACAAGCUAGAUGAAGGGAAUUGUUUUCACUCACAUCCUUGGAACUCUGUGGGGAUGGGAUGGCAUGAGAUGGAGCAGCAAGGAAGUUCCUUUUGCAAAAAGGCUGCAGAAGCUCCAUGCCCCACUGUGAUUGUGAUUAGAUUGGUCUGUGUGUGCAGUGACAGAGCACCAGAGCAGGUGGACCAGGAAGCAGAUUUUUAUGUUUGGAAGCUGUUGGGAUCCAAACGGAAGAGCGCAUGCCUCUGAGGAUACACGUGUUGGUCCAGGUGCAGAAUGCAGUGCUAAGUAGGUCUCUCGGCCAGUCUGCAGGUUAACAGCUGAGCAGGAUGGGAAAGGCAGGCUGUACCAAUGGGGCUUUGAUCUAACAUAAUAUUGCUGGGACAAAGCAGGAGGAACUGGAUGAGGAGCAAGGCAUGGGCUGAAUCGGAAGAGCAACUUCAGAAACAUAGGAAGAGGUGUUGUGAAUCCCCUGCAUUUUGUUAAGGAGGAGUUUUUUUAGUGGCAUUGUGCUCUAUUGGAAACACAGCUUAUAAAGUGCAAAACAUGAUAAGAGCAAACAGAGCAUUGCUUCAUUGUCUGGAUGAUUACAGGAUGGAGAAUGCAGUUCUCUUCCAUUGCAGCCCCAUUGUAUGGACGAGCAGUUUGAAGCUGAGACUCUAAAUUCAAACUUUGAAGGCUUAGGGAUCCAUCUGUGGUGUCUAAGUCUUGGCUCUCUUCAGAGAGGUGGAUUUCGCCCUAUGCAAAUAUCACACUUUAUAAGAGUCAAGUGUGGAGCUUCAAGGUUUUCAGCCAAGUAACUGGUGUCUUAGCUGAGUUGGUCUGAAAGGUCAGUCACAUUGCAGAUCAAUGUUGUACUGUCUGUGUUCAUAGUAUUCCCCCACCUCUCUCCAGCUGGCUCUACCCCUCAUAAAAGUUUACAUGCGUUGAACAGGGCUCUACAGUGCCAGUAAAUCAAAACCAAAACUCUUGCCCUGCAUGUUACCUCUCCCCUUGCUAAUCCCCGACCUUAAAUCAAAUAGAGAAAAAAACACAGUUAAAGAACCAAUUGCACCUCUUUCUGGUGCUGUUUGUGUGACUGUUCCAUGUUGUCAUGGCCUGUAAC